Zootoca vivipara (common lizard) is the source of this 4476-nucleotide messenger RNA. RefSeq names its product C-type lectin domain family 4 member G. Lineage: Eukaryota; Metazoa; Chordata; Lepidosauria; Squamata; Lacertidae. The record is from RefSeq and is a predicted model, not a curated record.
CAAGAAGACCAUGACACCAGAUGACUUCCUUAUGGCCUUCAGGUUUUUAUGGGAGUUGUAACUCCCAUCAACCCUGACCAUUGGUCAUGUUGGCUGGGAAUGAUGGGAGUUAAAGACAAGCAAGGUCAGGGAGCCAAAGAUUCCCCUCUCCUGUUGUAGAUACUGCUGGAGUGUUUCAGACUAGCAAUAAUCAGAAUGGAGAUGCCUGCAGUCGUUGUCUGCCUGUGGUUUGUAUGUGUCUGAAUCAGCAUGCAAGGCCCCAACUAUAGGAUCACCAUCCCUACAGAAUGCCAAUGGCUGGAGGAGGAUCUUUAUGGACAGGCCUCUUAAGCUGCUGGAGUUGUUCAGGACAAUAUUGGGUUGGCAUCACUUACAAUGAAUGAGCUUAACCAUCAUUUCUGAGGAUGCCCUGUGAAUCAGUGUCUUACAGUGCAGAUCCUUACAUGAAGAUUUCCAAGAAUUUCAAUGCAGAAGUGACAGCCAUAAGAAGUGAAAAGAGGAAGCGUGGUUGCAUGCAUGCAUUUCCUUUCCUGAGAAAAGUCCACAAAAUCUUAGAUGGUAUUAAAGUAGCCGACAGCAGAGAUUGAGACAGAGACCAACGGGCGAUGGCUCAAGGUGGAAUCUACAGGAGGUGCGAAGAACCCGAGAACCUGGAAAUCAACGAGAAAAUGGAAAGCUUCUCAUCAAGAAGAGCAGGUGGUUUCCUGCUGCAGCAUUGCAGGUGUGGUUCAAACGAAACAUCCAUAUCCGUCCUUUUCAUUGUGACUGCUGCCUCAUUUCUGCUGUGGACCAUAAUCUCUGCUGUUUUGAUUUCCAAAAAUUUGGAGAUGUCCACACAACUAGAACAGCUGCGUGCCAAUCAGUCCAUGCUGAUAACUAACGGCUCCAACAUGGAGAAACAGCUAGAGAAGAUUCAUUCUAGUCACACUUCAUCUGAAUCUGAGCUAAGUAAGGCCCUGAAGGCACUGGAUACUAAAUAUGAGGAGUCACAGAAGAAUGGGAAUGAAAAGCUGCGUGAACUAUCUAGAGACAGCAUGCAUUCCUUGGCCGAAAUUGAUAAGAUAGAGGAUGCACUACUGAAGAUUAAUGCUUCAACCUGCAAAGUUUGUCCAAUGGGCUGGUUGUUCAACAAAGGAUCAUGCUACAGUUUUCAAGUAAAGGUUGCAGCACCUUGGUCUCAUGCCAAGAAGUCGUGUGAGGACGAAGGUGCCAGUUUGGUUAUUAUCAAUGAUGCCGACGAGCAGAGAUUUCUCGGAUUAAAUCUAAAACAAAAAUCCUACUGGAUUGGUCUCCAUGACAUUGAAACAGAAAACAAAUUUGUCUGGGCGGAUGGAAGUACGGCAACUUAUACCAAGUGGGGUGUAGGGGAGCCGAACAAUCAAGGCCACGGGGAGGACUGUGUCGAGAUGACACCUAGAGGCUGGUGGAAUGAUAUUCCAUGUGGCAACGACAAAGAAGGCUGGAUCUGUGAAAAGACAUGGAGCUGCUAGCUGUGUGGCCAGCAGGAAGAGAACUCGACAUGAGCCAAUCAUGACUCCCUCGCUCUGCUCUUCAUUCUCACAGACCUUCCAACAGUCACUUCUGGCUAAUGGGUGGGCGUAGCAAUCGCCAGUACCAGUUCAUUAAAACUGAGGUGAAGAAUUCCAGCCAGUAUUACAUCAGUAAGUCAGCAGAAAGCUAGGACUCUCCAUACAAUUUUAGCUCUUGUCCAUAACCCACUAGAACUCCCUGUCUACCCUGGGAAUAAAAGCCGGGAGAAUAGCUGGGGAUAAAAGCCAGAGUUCUUGUCUUCCGUCCUAGUUCCUCUUCCUUCUAUAUUAACAUGCUAGAUUAACCUAGUUCUCACAUCCACAAAUUCAAAACCUAAUUAAUCAUUCAUUGAAAAGCCCAAUAAUUUAAUAAGUUCUUCUCUCCCCCCCCCCCCAAUGAAAAUGAGAGGAUGAUAUCUGAGACAGGGCCUUCUUCAGAGUGGCAUUUCCAGGCAUGAGCGCAGCCUAGGGGGUGGGGGACAGCUGCCCCCUCUGUAUCAAGUAAAACAAUAGAAAUACUUAAUGUUAUGUACUGAGCUGAAUCCUAGAACAAUAGGAUCCAGAAUACAGCAGUCUGAUUGGUCCGCAGGAGCUACCCAAUCCAACUCCAGGUGGAAGUGAAUCCGCAACCUGAUUGGCCUGCAGGAGCAGCCAAUCAGGCGGCUGGCAGAAGUGAAUCUGCAACCUGAUUGGCCUGUAGGAGCAGCCAAUCAGGCUGCAGGCAGAAGUCAAUCCACAACCUGAUUGGCCCACAGGUGUAGCCCUGAAGUAGCCAAUCAGGCAAAGCCCAUUGUGUAAAUAAUGUAUAUAAGCAGAUGGUUUUGGGAAAAGAGCCAUUCUUCUCUUCUUCUCCUUGAUGACUAUGAGCUGAAGAAAGAGCAUGAAAUUCACUCCGAGUAUAUUCCACUGGCGACGAAGGUGGCUCCGAGUAUAUUCCACUGGCGACGAAGGUGGGAUCCUGCUGAGCUGACCGCCACCACGCACUGCACCGCAGCACCGCCACCUGCCGCACCGCUGCAUUGCACCGUGCAUCCAGGCUUCAGCUCCAGGACCCAAGGAACCCAGAAUGGCAACCGACAGCAGCUUCUUGCCAUUCAAACCAGCAUCAGGAGACUGGGAAGGGUACGCCGCCCGUUUCAACUUCCUCCUGCAAGCGAAAGAAGUCACCAAUGAUGCCAUGAAGAGGGCAACAUUCUUCAGCGUCUGUGGAGAGGACUAACUGACCAAUCACAUUGGUUUUUCUCCACACUAACAAAAGUCCUAACCCCUUAACAAAAAUCCUGGCUAUGCCCAUGCCUCCAGAGAGGUCUAUUUGAUCCCUACAUUUUUAUUACAGUGGAACCUCGGUUUACAACUACCUCUGUUUAUGAACGCCUCCGUUUACGAAUGCCGCGGACCCGGAAGUGUUUACAUCCGGGUUCUGUGGCAUCGGAUGCACAGAUCGCUCCUGUGCAGCUUGAGCAUGCGCAGAAGCGAUCUAUGCAGCGUGUGUGUGCGCAGAAGCACUCUAUCGGCACUUCGUGCACGCACAAAAGCAUGCCUUCGGGGAGCGAAUGCCUCCGUUUACGAAUGCCUCCGUGGAACGGAUUGCGUUCAUAAACCGAGGUUCCACUGUUUUUCUUUGCUAGCGGAUCUUUUCCUCUAUUUUCCUAGGUUUUAAUAUCUGAAUUCCCUCAUGAGGCUCUUAUGAUGCUCUUCUAAGAUUUCAGAUCCUUUUGCUUUUUUAAAAAACUUAAUCUUCUGGGUUGUUGCCACACUAGCCCUUAAUUUUAAUUUCAUUUUUUUACAAGAAAAUACAAGGUGUGGACAUGAAAAGUUCUUUAAGGUAUUACCGGUACGUACAAGGCUUCUGCGUCUUUAACUAAACACUUUCCAUUUGCACACUAGUUCCUUUUUAUUGCCUUCUGUUGAUACCAACUACUAGGUUAACGAUGAAUAGCUUGUUAACUGUCCCUUGAGUAAUCUCUCUCUUCAUGUCAGUUUCUGUUCCUGCAAGAGAAAAGACCCCUUUCAUUAUUGGAUCUUUCUCUUCUUUUGUUUUUUGUUUGUUUGCUUUUCUUUUUAAAAUAGUGAAAUAGUACUACAAUAAAUUUGUCUUUCUGACUUUAACCCAUGGCUGCCACCAAGAGAAGAAAGCCAGUGUUUUAAAAUUUCUCCAUGGCUGCUGUUGCCAUGAAGAGAAGGAUGCCUACAUGUUAAAAACAAAAAACAAACAAGCUGCAGUUUUCCUUCUCAGCAAGGCAUAAAGGGAGGUGAGGUUGUGGGAUUCGUGGGGGUGACAAGCAGUGCAAGAAGGGCCAUAGCUCCACAUCCAUCCAUCCAUCCAUCCAUCCAUCCAUCCAUCCAUCCAUCUCUAAGUGUGCAAAACUUAGUAUUUAAAGCUCCUCAUUCCAUGGGAACAGAAACUGACAUUACAGUAAAUAGGAGAGCCAAUAGGAGCAAAUAGAAGGCUAUUUGUAAUUCUCCCACCAAGAUUGCUAGGAAAUAAUAAAACGCAAUGGAUUUGUAAUCAAUAAUCUUCCAGUUGAUGUUGCCACUAGCCUUUGCAAAAUGGGUUUUAACUUAUGUAUAAUAGUAGUUGAGGAUCUUUGCCAUGGAUAAUAUAGCACUCUAUUCUUUCAUUUGCUGUGGAUUGUGGGAAAGCAAGGUUCAGGAGCAUGAUAGGACUCAAGUGCGCAAGUGUUCUUCGACAGUUAUGAAAUCUCCUUUGAUGCUUCACCAAACUCAAAUCUGAGACUUUCUUAGAGGAAACUAAGUUGCUUCUUUUUCAGCUGGCAUUUGGUUUUUGUGGUUGGGCCACAAAGAGGUCUAACAUCGCUCAACUAUUUGUACAAAUGGUCCUGUAGAAAAUAAAAUAAAAGUGACUGAUGUGUUUUCAUGCUUUGAAUCUCUAGGGCAGAGGUUGCUAUAAAUUCAAAUAAAAAAUCAAAAUGAAGAACUGUCAUGG